Messenger RNA from Mucor mucedo, 1110 nucleotides. RefSeq lists its product as uncharacterized. The coding region runs from base 120 to 839 and encodes 239 amino acids. Gene Ontology annotation, cellular component: PcG protein complex; transcription regulator complex. Gene Ontology annotation, biological process: regulation of transcription by RNA polymerase II. The record is from RefSeq and is a predicted model, not a curated record. NCBI's taxonomy places the organism in Eukaryota, Fungi, Mucoromycota, Mucoromycetes, Mucorales, Mucoraceae. The transcript has 6 exons. Gene Ontology annotation, molecular function: DNA-binding transcription factor activity, RNA polymerase II-specific; RNA polymerase II cis-regulatory region sequence-specific DNA binding.
GGAAAAAAUUAGGGUAAGGGUCAAUGCGUUUGUAUAAAUAGUUUGGUUGAGUCUUGUGUUUUCCUCCCUCUUCUUUCUCUCACAUUUUUUCCUAAAAAAAAAAAAGGGAUUGCAGUAGGAUGGAAAUAUCCAAGCUACUAGUGAAUAAUACGGAAAUCAUCACAACAGUCGGAAAGGCGAUGAAUAGCAACAAAAAACGAUAUGCAUGUACAUGGCAAGACUGCCAAAAGACUUUUAGCAGGCCAUCGGAUAUGACUCGACAUUAUCGUAUCCAUACCAACGACAGACGUUAUCAGUGCCCUCUGGAGCAUUGUGGCAAAAAGUUUAUUCAGAGAUCAGCGCUUAAUGUACAUGAACGCACACAUUCGGGCGAGAAGCCUCAUAUUUGCCAGGUUACCGGUUGCAACAAGAGAUUUGGGGAUAGCAGUUCAUUAUCCAGACACAGAAGAAUUCAUUCACAGACAAGAUCUUUUGUUUGUGAUGCAGAUAAGUGUUCCAAAAGCUACACGAAAAAAUCGCAUUUGAUAAGGCAUCAACGACGUACACAUGCAUCGGAGAAUAAGGAAGGACAACUAUACCAUAUGACGACACGCGCCAGGGAGAAGCUCAAUAAUUCCUUAUCCACAGAUGAUGAUGAGGAAGUAGAAGAGAUGCCUAACGUGAUUUAUGCAAAGAAAGUCACAUCAUCACCAGCAAACACAACAUCACCAGCAGAUGUCGCUUCUGUACACCCGAAUUAUUGGCUCAUCUCACAAUCACAGCCACCAUGUCACACCAGUCCCAUUCUUUAUUCCAAAAUCACGUUUUGUGAAGAGAGUACCUCUUAUUACUAUCAUUAAAUACAUCUCGACCGUCAUUCGUUUUUUCUUUCUUUCUAUGCCAUGCAUUACGCACUCACACACUUAUGACUUAUGAAUAAUAAAAAAAAAAUUGUUCCGUAUAAAGAAAAGAGGUGCCACGAUAUAAAUGAUUGGUUAAUAAAUUGCUAUUUUUGUACGCGCUUGUACUACAUUACGCUGUAAAAACGUGGAAGCCGGAAAACAUGAUCCCGCUACCAAUAAACCCAAUAAAAUUAUAUUAAGAGAAAAAGAAAAAAAAAUCAUAUUAUAU